AUGAUCGAAGCUCGUUAUACCGAUCAUAUGUCCGAGUUAAUAGGAAAACAGGUAGUUCCAGUUGGACCGCUUGUGCAAGAACCGUGUAACGGUGACGGCGAUGAUGUUCAACUCAUGGAAUGGCUUGGAAAGAAGGAACCUGGUUCGGUUGUGUUGGUUUCCUUUGGAAGUGAGCUUUUCAUUUCAAAGGAAGAUAUGGAGGAGAUAGCCAUGGGGCUGCAACAUAGCAGGGUUUGGUUUUUAUGGGCGUUGAGGGUGCAAAGUGGGGAUGCCAUUAAUGAAAGCUUUUCAAAGAUAUUUGAGGAGAUAUUUGAGGGAGAGGCAAAAGUGCCUAUGAGAAAUGAUCCGCCUUAUAAUGCAAAGUUGGUGACAGAGUUUGGUGUGGGCAUAAAGGUUCCAAGAGAGAACGGGAAGCUUAAAAGUGAGGAAAUUGAUAGGAUUAUCAAUCAGGUUAUUGUUCAACAAGUUGGGAAAGAAUUGAAGAUUGAAGCCAAAGAGCUUGGCCAAAGAUUGAGAAUGAAAGGAGAAGAGGAGACAAAUGUAGCAAUUGACCAAAUACUACAGCUUAUAAAGACACCAAAGACUCACUAA
Messenger RNA from Hibiscus syriacus, 591 nucleotides. RefSeq names its product flavanone 7-O-glucoside 2''-O-beta-L-rhamnosyltransferase-like. The coding region runs from base 1 to 591 and encodes 196 amino acids. NCBI's taxonomy places the organism in Eukaryota, Viridiplantae, Streptophyta, Magnoliopsida, Malvales, Malvaceae. The transcript has a single exon. The record is from RefSeq and is a predicted model, not a curated record.